Messenger RNA from Camelina sativa (false flax), 1125 nucleotides. The record is from RefSeq and is a predicted model, not a curated record. NCBI's taxonomy places the organism in Eukaryota, Viridiplantae, Streptophyta, Magnoliopsida, Brassicales, Brassicaceae.
UUUUCAACUGGUUGGUUUGUCCAAAUUUCACUGAUCAACGAUCUAUCAGAUGAUAUUAUUUGCCACAUUCUAUCUUUCCUUCCGUUCAAUGAAGCUACUUCAACAUCUGUCCUCUCAAAGCGAUGGCGUUAUCUGUUUGCCUACAGAACCAAUCUUCAUUUAGAUGAUCAAGAAGUGGGUGGAGGACAAAGUUUCAUCGAUUUUGUGGACGUUUUUUGUCCGUCGACUUCGACACGUGCUUUAUUGUGGUUUAAGACUUUAAAAACAAUGGCUGGAUUUCCAGGUUUUAGUUACCUUGGUCCAAAAAGCAAGAACACUGUUGUAGCGGGAGGAUUAACGGCUUUUGUUUUUGGGGUAUACUUCUACACAAUGAGGGCUGUUGGUGGCACGGACGAACUUCAGGUGGCUAUUGACAAGUUCGAAGGCCAAAAACCAGUUGAGACUGACACCAAGGACAACCAAUGCCCAUGGUCUAAGAAACUUACUUAUCUCUGUACUGAGCGUUCGAAGUAUUGGGACAUGACUUUAGAUACACCGAGUCUUGCCUACUUAGAAUACUCUGAUAUAGUUUCAAAAGACUAUCCGUUUGUGAAUCUUGACUCCCUUGUCGAAGCUAAGCUUGAUCUUUAUCUCACUAUUGGUUAUAGCAACCCAACAAAUCUGUUUAAGGGGUUACGAAACGUUGAGACCUUGGAGUUAUCUGGUGCUACUACUAGUCUGGUAAAGAAUGAUUUCCGUGAAGUAAUCCCAGUGUUCAGCAAACUGUCUCGUUUAUCUAUUACACAUGAUCCACUCUACUACUGUUGGGAACAUCUGCCAAUACUUCUUGAAAAAUCUCCGAAUCUACAGACCCUCGUCCUCAAGGGUCCAUAUUACGCCCGUGAAUAUGAACAAGAAUUUGGACAUUCAUGUCCUGUGAAAGUAUUGAAGAUAACUGAGUAUAGAGGAAUGACUGGAGAGCUAGAGAAUAUGAAACAUUUGCUAAAGAAACUAUCAUGUCUUGAGCUUGUGAAAGUUCGUGCUUAUGCAAUAAACGACGACGAAAAGUCCCGAAUCACCAAAGAUCUGCUAAUGGUUCCUAGACCGUCCAGUUGCAAGAUCCAGAUCAAGUUUGUUACCUCCUAG